Messenger RNA from Gracilinanus agilis (Agile Gracile Mouse Opossum), 2444 nucleotides. RefSeq names its product mitogen-activated protein kinase 7 (gene MAPK7). Gene Ontology annotation, molecular function: MAP kinase activity; ATP binding. Lineage: Eukaryota; Metazoa; Chordata; Mammalia; Didelphimorphia; Didelphidae. Gene Ontology annotation, biological process: intracellular signal transduction; protein phosphorylation; cell surface receptor signaling pathway. Bases 92 to 2434 code for a protein of 780 amino acids. The transcript is spliced from 7 exons. The record is from RefSeq and is a predicted model, not a curated record. Gene Ontology annotation, cellular component: cytoplasm; nucleus.
UACACUGAGGUGGCGGCUGCUGUGGGGUGCUCCUGCCCCAAACCCUAUUCUUAUCCCCCCGCCCCGUCUCAGUCCUGAACCCCGGGCCGCCAUGGCCGAGCCGAGGAAAGAGGAGGAGGAAGAGGAUGAGGAAGGGGGCGCCGGGGGACGCCCUGAGGCCGGAAAAGUGGAACCCCCCAAUCCUGUGACUUCUGUGGUGGCCAAGAACCUGGCACUGCUGAAAGCCCGCUCCUUCGAUGUGACCUUUGAGGUGGGAGAUGAAUACGAGAUCAUCGAGACCAUCGGUACAGGAGCCUACGGAGUGGUCUCCUCUGCCCGCAGACGUCUCACUGGCCAGCAAGUAGCCAUCAAGAAGAUCCCCAAUGCUUUUGAUGUAGUAACCAAUGCCAAGCGGACACUCCGGGAGCUGAAGAUCCUUAAACACUUUAAGCAUGACAAUAUCAUUGCCAUCAAGGACAUUCUGAAGCCCACUGUGCCCUAUGGGGAAUUCAAAUCUGUUUAUGUUGUCCUGGACUUGAUGGAGAGUGACCUACACCAGAUCAUCCACUCCUCCCAGCCACUCACCUUGGAGCAUGUACGAUAUUUCUUGUACCAGCUGCUCAGAGGACUUAAGUAUAUGCACUCAGCCCAGGUGAUCCACCGAGACCUCAAGCCCUCCAACCUGCUAGUAAAUGAAAACUGUGAGCUAAAAAUUGGUGACUUUGGCAUGGCCAGGGGUCUUUGCACUUCUCCAGCUGAGCAUCAGUACUUCAUGACAGAAUAUGUUGCCACACGCUGGUAUCGUGCCCCUGAGCUCAUGCUCUCCUUGCACGAGUACACACAGGCCAUUGACUUGUGGUCUGUGGGAUGCAUCUUUGGAGAGAUGCUGGCUCGACGACAGCUCUUUCCAGGCAAGAACUAUGUCCACCAGCUUCAGCUGAUCAUGACAGUAUUGGGGACUCCAUCCCCAUCUGUGAUCCAGGCUGUAGGGGCUGAGCGGGUACGUGCCUACAUCCAGAGCUUGCCUCCACGCCAACCAGUGCCCUGGGAGACAGUGUACCCAGGUGCUGACCGGCAAGCACUGUCCCUUCUGGGCUCCAUGCUGCGUUUUGAGCCUGGUGCUCGGAUCUCAGCAGCAGCUGCCCUACGCCACCCCUUCUUAGCCAAGUACCAUGACCCUGAUGAUGAGCCAGAUUGUGCCCCACCUUUUGACUUUGCCUUUGACCGGGAGGCCUUGACCCGUGAACGAAUAAAAGAGGCCAUUGUGGCCGAGAUUGGUGAUUUCCAUGCCCGACGUGAAGGGAUUCGCCAGCAGAUCCGUUUCCAGCCCUUAUUGCAGCCUGUGGCUGGGGAACAGUGCUGCCCUGAUGUGGAGAUGCCUAGUCCCCGAGGACCCAGUUCAGAUUGUGCCAUGGAGUCACCACCUCCAGCCCUACCUCCCCCUGGACCUGCAUCCAACACCAUUGACUUGACAUCCUCUCAGCCUCCUUUACCCACUGGAGAGCCAGCCCCACCAAAAAAAGAAGGGGCCAUCUCAGACAAUACCAAAGCUGCUCUCAAGGCUGCCUUGCUCAAGUCCUUAAGGAACCGGCUUAAAGAUGGUCCCAGUGCACCCCUGGAAGCCCCGGAGCCACGAAAGCCAGUAACAGCCCAAGAGCGACAGAGGGAGCGGGAAGAAAAAAGGAGACGGCGGCAGGAGCGAGCCAAGGAAAGAGAGAAACGACAGAAGGAGAAAGAACGCAAAGAAAGGGGUGUGGGGGCGGGGGGUGGUCCUUCUGGUGAUCCCCUGGCUGGGCUAGUACUAAGUGACAAUGACCGGAGCUUAUUAGAACGCUGGACUCGAAUGGCCCAGCCUCCAGCUCCACCUCCUGGACCAGCAGCACCUACCCUGCUACCUCCUGCUCUUCCUCCUGCACCCACCCCCCAACUUACUGGACCCUCUCCGCUCCCAGCUACUAUCUCAUCUGGUCUCCAGGCCCCAGUUACACCCCUCCCAGUCCCCCAACCAUUAGUCCCACCUCCUAGCCUUCCUGGUCCUACACCUGCAGGAACCAUGCCUUACUUUCCGCCUGGCCCACCCCCAUCAGAUCUAGGGGGAUCCCAUCAGGCUCCCACUUCAGAGUCACCUGAUGUGAACCUCGUGACCCAACAGCUAUCUAAGUCACAGGUGGAUGAUCUGCUGCCUCCUGUUUUCUCGGGAACCCCAAAGGGCAGUGGGGCUGGCUAUGGAGUUGGCUUUGAUUUGGAGGAGUUCCUUAAUCAAUCUUUUGAUAUGGGUGUGGCUGAUGGUUCCCAGGACAGCCAAACAGACUCAGCACCUCUGUCAGCCUCUCUGCUUACUGAUUGGCUAGAAGGGCAUGGAAUGAACCCAGCUGACAUUGAGUCUCUACAACGUGAAAUUCAGAUGGACUCUCCUAUGCUUCUGGCUGACCUCUCUGACCUUCAGGAGCCCUGAGGACCAGGCU